CAGCUCUCAACACCUCCAUCCCUUCAAAGACGACUUUCGCGAAGGGUACGCUUCAUUGCGUGCGAAUCGACACUGUCUGGAGCUCGCUAGCGCAAGUCAAUUGUGCGUGUACGAAAUGGAAGCCAAGCACCCGUCUGCGGAGGAGUACUCCGAGAUCAUCGCGCGGCGCGAGGAGAAGAUCAGGGAGGACUGGAUCCGAACAAUGCAGGCGCGGAUAGUCAGAGAGGAGCUGCAAAAGUGCCACAAGGCCGAAGGUGUCAACCACUACCAGGUCUGCCACGAGCUCGCGCAGACCUACCUGGACUUGCUCAAGGACGCAAAGGUCAAGGGCUAUCGAAUCAUUGACCAAUAAACACCACAAAUGCAAUGCUACUUUUAUGAAUAGAUUUCUAUUGCGUGAGGCUAAUUGUCUA
Tilletiaria anomala UBC 951 is the source of this 413-nucleotide messenger RNA. RefSeq names its product putative NADH-ubiquinone oxidoreductase 12 kDa subunit. The record is from RefSeq and is a predicted model, not a curated record. The transcript is spliced from 3 exons. NCBI's taxonomy places the organism in Eukaryota, Fungi, Basidiomycota, Exobasidiomycetes, Georgefischeriales, Tilletiariaceae. The coding region runs from base 116 to 352 and encodes 78 amino acids.